AUGGCUAUGGUGUCAAAUUAUGAAGUGGUACCCACUGGCGCAAUAAACCCGUCAAUGUCCCCGAGGGAUUCACUGUUACCUGAUAAAUUUGUAGAGUUUAAAAGGCUUGUAAAGAACAAGGCAUGUCAUACAGCUGUAAAGAACAAGGCAUGCCAUGCAGCUGUAAAGAACAAGGCAUGCCAUACAGCUGUAAAGAACAAGGCAUGUCAUACAGCUGUAAAGAACAAGGCAUGUCAUACAGCUGUAAAGAACAAGGUAUGUCACAGAGCUGUAAAGAACAAGGCAUGUCAUACAGCUGUAAAGAACAAGGCAUGUCAUACAGCUGUAAAGAACAAGGCAUGCCAUACAGCUGUAAAGAACAAGGCAUGUCAUACAGCUGUAAAGAACAAGGCAUGUCAUACAGCUGUAAAGAACAAAGCAUGCCAUAGAGCUGUAAAGAACAAGGCAUGUCAUACAGUUGUAAAGAACAAGGCAUGUCAUACAGUUGUACAGGACAAGGCAUGUCAUACAGCUGUAAAGACAUAUACCGAGCAGCAAAAUAAUAAAGAACAAGGCAUGCCAUACAGUUGCAAAGAACAAGGCAUGUCAUACAGUUGUAAAGAACAAGGCAUGUCAUACAGCUGUAAAGAACAAAGCAUGCCAUACAGCUGUAAAGAACAAGGCAUGCCAUACAGCUGUAAAGAACAAGGCAUGUCAUACAGCUGUAAAGAACAAGGCAUGUCAUACAGUUGUACAGAACAAAGCAUGUCAUACAGCUGUAAAGAACAAGUCACGUCAUACAAUUGUAAAGAACAAGGCAUGUCAUAUAGUUGUAAAGAACAAGGCAUGCCAUACAGCUGUAAAGAACAAGGCAUGUCAUACAGCUGUAAAGAACAAGAUAACAUACAAUUACGGAGAAGAAUGUAA
Messenger RNA from Mercenaria mercenaria, 906 nucleotides. Its product is annotated as zinc finger protein 699-like. The record is from RefSeq and is a predicted model, not a curated record. Bases 1 to 906 code for a protein of 301 amino acids. The transcript has 2 exons. NCBI's taxonomy places the organism in Eukaryota, Metazoa, Mollusca, Bivalvia, Venerida, Veneridae.